AACCAUAUGAAUCGAUCGCAAUGGAAGCAUUUUUCUUGAGCCAUAUGCUGAUGCCAACUUUAUGUGGUUUUUCCAGCCGAAGCAUUGCCCGUCACGACUUCACCUCCGGAUCACGCGCGCCUGGCCAAGCACUCUGCCCAAUUUUAAUACAACUUUCCAAACUCAAUACGACAACGACUGUAUACUGCGUCGAGCAGUAAGAAUAUGGCAAUGCGAAAAACACUGACCUUGACGUGGAAGGUCACUGAAUAAACACAAAAGGCCGCCUCGUAGACCUUAGGAAAGAGCUUCGCAUUUGAUGUUUCCAAGUUUGUUCUUCCAAUUUUUCUAUCCUGCAGCAAGUAAAAGCACACGACUUUGCCUGCGCUAUCUACACGAUAGCUGGAAACAUCGUCUCUCCGCACAGCGGGCUCACCGAUACAGGCUGGAGGAUGGCUGUUAUACGCCCAUGGCUGGGGCUGCUCGUUGUCGCGGUCUGUAUAAGCCUUACUUGCGCAGCACCAUAUCGGUCCAUACCAAAAGACCAUGAUGUGGCAGAGAAAGGGCACGAACAGAAGCAAGCGAAGUUGACUGAAAGACGUGAUAAUGGCAGUCCAAGAGGUGCCUCCGAUGAUAAAAGCGACUUGACCAUCGGCAGGGCAUUAGAAGAGGAAGAGUCGGAUGAGGAAGAGGACACAGGUUCAAGCGAGUCGGCCGGCAGCAGUGAACCAGAAGAGGACGAUGAAUCCGAUGAUGAUGAUGAUGAUAGUGAUGAAGGAAGUGAUAGUGAUGGUGGUGAUGAUGAUGAUGAUGAUGGUGAUGAAGGUAGUGAUAGUGAUGAAGGUAGUGAUGGUGAUGAUGAUGGUGAUGGUGACGGUAGUGAUAGUGAUGAAGGUAGUGAUGUUGAUGAUGAUGGUGAUAGUGAUGAUGGUGAUGAAGGUAGUGAUAGUGAUGAAGGUAGUGAUGAUGAUGAUGAUGAUGAUGCUGAUGAUGAUGAUGAUGACGAUGAUGAUGAUGAUGAAGGUAGUGAUGGUGAUGAAGGAAGUGAUAGUGAUGAAGGUAGUGAUAGUGCUAGUGAUGAAGAUAGUGCUAGUACUAGUGCUAGUGUUGAAGAUAGUGCUAGUACUAGUGCUAGUGAUAAUGAUAAUGGUAAUGGUAAUGAUAAAGGUAAUGGUGAUAAUGAUAAAGGUAAUAAUGGUAAUAAUAGUGACGAUGAUGAUGAUGAUAGCGAUGAUAGUGAUGCCGGUGAUGAUAGCGAUGAUAGUGAUGCCGAUGAUGAUAGCAAUAGUAGUGACGAUGAUGAUGAGGAUGAGGAUGAUGAUGAUAGUGCUGACGAUGAUGAUGAUGAUGAUGAUGAUGAUGAAGGUAGUGGUGGUGAUGAAGAAAGUGAUAGUGAUGAAGGUAGUGAUAGUGAUGAAGAUAGUGAUAGUGCUAGUGAUGAAGAUAGUGCUAUUACUAGUGCUAGUGAUAAUGAUAAUGGUAAUGAUAAAGGUAAUGGUAAUAAUAGUGACGAUGAUGAUGAUAGCGAUGAUAGUGAUGCCGAUGGUAAUGAUAGCGAUGAUAGUGAUGCCGAUGAUGAUGAUAGCGAUAGUAGUGACGAUGAUGAUGAGGAGGAGGAGGAUGAUAGUGCUGCUGAUGAUGAUGAUGAUGAUAAUGAUGAUGAUGAUGAUAGCGAUGGUCGUGACGAUAAUAGUGAGGAUGAUAGUGAUGAUGAUGAUGAUGAUGACGACGACGACGACGACGACGACGAGGAAGGUGACGGAAGUUCCUCCAGUGGUAGUAGUGGCUCUUACGAGUCUAGUGAGUGAUAAGACAAUAAACACUUGGUAAGGAUUAUGAAUGAGCAUACUUCAAUGAUGAGGUAGGCACCUAGUUACUCUGGACUGAAAAAAAGGAAAUAUUUGGCAAACCUGUAGGACAAGAAUAAUCCAUUAAAUAUUUACACAAAAAAUUACUGUUACCUUCCCCCUAGAUAUACACUAACAUUGAAUUUCGCCGUGAACGUGUCACACAAGAAAUACGCUUUAUAAUAACAGAUGUCUUUUUCGUCUAAAGCCCUCUUGAGUAACCUAUUGACCUUCAAUAAACGUAGCGCUCCCAUUGC
Molecule: messenger RNA, 2083 nt
Organism: Dermacentor andersoni
Lineage: Eukaryota; Metazoa; Arthropoda; Arachnida; Ixodida; Ixodidae
Biological process (GO): ossification; cell adhesion
Source: RefSeq, a predicted model, not a curated record